Molecule: messenger RNA, 6452 nt
Organism: Anopheles funestus (African malaria mosquito)
Lineage: Eukaryota; Metazoa; Arthropoda; Insecta; Diptera; Culicidae
Product: phospholipid-transporting ATPase ABCA3-like
Exons: 8
Coding region: 952-6135 (1727 amino acids)
Biological process (GO): lipid transport; transmembrane transport
Cellular component (GO): membrane; intracellular membrane-bounded organelle
Molecular function (GO): ABC-type transporter activity; ATP hydrolysis activity; lipid carrier activity
Source: RefSeq, a predicted model, not a curated record
UUCGAUAAUUUUUUUAAUGUUUCAAACGAGCUUGUGUAUUUGUUUGUUGCAUGUUCUGAAAGCAAAAAUAGCCGGCUAAAUUGCAAUACAAUACAACGAUCAUGCGGUUGUAAACAAAUCGCGCUGCAAAAUAAAGCCGUCCGGCAACACCACUACUCACACACACCACGUGGAGAUGGGGGUUAAUCAAACAACCCCUUCCACUAUCGAUCAUACAUAAUCAUAAGUGAAUUACACUCGAUUGCGAUAAAGGUAGUAUGUGUGUUUUGUUCUAUAACUCCCCAUCAGUGUGUGUGUUAGUGUACGAUGAAUAGCGGGGGGAUGAUGAUAUCGCCUUCUAAUAAAAUCACCCCCAACAAACCCCACAAAAAACAUGCGCGCGCGCGCGCUCACGAAAUCGUGAAGAGGGCGUCACGUGAAGGAAGGGAAGUACGUUUUUUGACAGCGACCCACCACUUCGCAACCUGAUGAAAUGAUUCACCCGGCUACGUAUGGCGAUGUGUUAGAUCCAUCUAUCCAGUUCGAUAUUUCCACACUGAACGGAGCACAACCGUUUUGUGUGGAAGAAGAGUGUUGCUACUGCUGUACCGUCGAUUGACGCAAUCAUGGAGCGGUGGUAGUAGCGUGUGAAUGUGCCGUUUCCUUUCCCACCAUCAUCGUGUGCAAGGGUGAUUCUUGCACUGCGGCGGACCGGUUUGUACUUCAGAGACAAUUGUGUACUUGAGCCCAUAAUUAGCUGCCGUAACUAGAGUGAGAGAAAACAUAAAAAAAUGCCUCCGAAGUAACGCAAAACGGAAGGAAGUUCCCGCAGUCGACAGCACUACGGCAAUCCAUCAUUAGUGUGCCUUAAAUCAAAGUAACGCUUACUACACCCAAUCAGUGUACAUACGAAAAUCGACCGGAGUGGGAAGUUCUGCGAACGGCACACACCUUACAUCCGGACGCUUCAACAUGACUACCUCAAGCUGGGACAAAUUUGUGCUGCUACUGUGGAAGAAUUGGAUCAUACAGAAGCGACACUAUGCGCAGACGGUUUUCGAAGUGACCAUACCGGUGCUGGCUUGUUCGCUGCUCAUACUCGUCCGGGGUCUCGUAACGCCUACCAUCUACACCGAACCGACGACCUUCGGCAGCUUAAAUGUUCAAAGUUUGGCCAUGAUACGGGAGAUGGUAACGAACCACCCGAUCAAUUUGAAAAUUGUCUACUCACCGCGCAAUGACGUGCUCGAACGCCUUGUUGGCCGUGCAGCAAGAAUGCUCGGCACCGAUGUCCUUCACCAGGGCUACAACGAUAGCGAAAGCAUGUACAAGGAUCUCGUCACGCAUAACUACCUAGCGGGAUUAGAGUUUGCCGAGGAGUUCACGAACGCUACAAGCCUGCCGGACAGGGUUGAUGUUGCCGUUCGGUUUCCGAGCGAGAUGCGUACGACAACCCUACCCGGGGCACAGUUUUGGGCGAACUGGCGCACUUUCCUGAUAUUUCCACAGUUUCAAGUGUACGGUGCGCGUAACAUCAACGUCAGUGAUGGUGGCUAUCCGGCAAAUUACUACGCGGAAGGUUUUGCCUCCGUCCAGAAUGCGAUCAGUCGUGCGGUGCUGGAGCUGCGUAGCGAUCGUAACAGUUCACUGCCACACGUGCACCUUAGGCGUUUCCCUUAUCCGGCUUUUUACGAUGAUCCGCUGCUGCGUGGUUUGGAAAAUCUGUUCCCCUCUAUCAUCAUGGUUGCGUUCUUCUAUUCUUGCAUCAACACGGUUAAGUUCAUCACGCUGGAGAAGGAAAAACAACUGAAGGAAUCGAUGAAGGUGAUGGGACUUGAUGGAUGGAUACACUGGGUGGCCUGGUUUGUGCGCACCCUGACGCUACUUACUGUGUCCAUCACGCUCGUCACCGUAUUGCUGAGCUGUAACCUUACCACCAACACGAAGGUGGCAAUUUUCCAGUUCUCCAAUCGCUUCCUGAUCUGGCUGUUUCUGUUCGUGUACAGCAUCACGACAAUAAUGCUGUGCUUCAUGGUUAGCACCUUCUUCUCCAAAGCGAACAUUGCCUCAGGUAUUGCUGGAAUUGUGUGGUUCUACUCACUCACCCCGUUUCAGCUAACGUUUGGAAACUACGAUCGGAUGUCACUCGGGGCAAAGCUUGGCUCGAGCCUCUGGAGUAAUACGGCCAUGGGAUACGGUGUGAUGCUUUUCAUGAAACACGAAGGCACUUCGAUCGGGCUGCAGUGGGAUAACCUUUUAACGCCCGUCACCGUUGAUGAUCGACUUACGAUGGCGCACAUCUUCGCCAUACUACUAGUCGAUGCCGCACUCUAUCUCGCCGUAGCUCUGUACGUAGAGCAGAUCGCACCGGGACAGUUUGGUGUACCGCGCAGGUGGAAUUUCAUUUUCACCGCAAACUUCUGGCUGCAGGAAGUAUUUCAACGAAAGGCAACACGCGACGAAUCGGGUGCCACAACUGUGGACAAUACGUUGGAAAGCGAAAGAUUAAAAUCAACCGGAAGAUACCAUGCGAAUGCAGAGGAAGAACCGAUCGACAAACAGAUCGGUAUUAGUAUGGUAGGUUUAACGAAGGUUUACGACGGGAAAUACUCUGCCCGACCGGCUGUUAGUGGACUUACCGUAAAUUUCUAUCGCGAUCAAAUAACUGUCCUGCUGGGACACAACGGUGCAGGCAAAACGACCACCAUGGGUAUGUUGACGGGGAUGUACCCUCCGACAUCGGGAUACGCUACGAUCGAGGGCCACCGAAUCGGUGGUACCGCCGUGAACCGAUUCCGCAAUACGCUCGGAUUCUGUCCCCAGCACAACGUUCUAUUCAACGAGCUUACCGUGGCAGAACACAUUCGAUUCUUUGCCAGACUUAAAGGCAUCCGGCAGGAGGAGUACAUUAAGACGGAAAUCGAUAAAUAUGUUCGGGCGCUAGGGCUCGAAUCCAAACGCGACGACCAAUCACACACCCUUUCCGGCGGUAUGAAGAGAAAACUUUCACUCGCUGUCGCACUGUGUGGUGGUUCGCGUGUGGUAUUCUGUGACGAACCAACGUCCGGAAUGGACCCGGGUGCUCGGCGCAUCGUAUGGGAUCUGCUGCAGCAGGAGAAGCGUGAUCGUACGAUCGUUCUGUCCACACACUUUAUGGACGAAGCGGAUGUGCUGGGCGAUCGUAUCGCUGUUAUGUGCGAUGGCGAGCUUCGUGCGGUUGGCACACCAUUUUUCUUGAAGAAACGUUUCGGAGCUGGAUAUCGAUUGGUGUGCGUAAAGGGUCCCGACUGUCAGCCGGAGGUGCUUACGAAGCUACUGCGCCAGUACGUACCGGACGUGGUGAUUGAGUCCGAUAUUGGGACGGAGUUGAGUUUGCGGCUUCACGAACAAUACCGUGGCAUGUUUCAGCCAGCGCUGGAAGCACUUGAACAAAACGUCGAAAAGUGUGGCAUCUCAAGCUAUGGUAUUGCAUUGUCCACAUUGGAGGAAGUUUUUAUGAGGUUGGGUAGCGAUGAAGGUAACACUGAUGAACUUCAGCUCACCGCUAAUGGAACGGAGUCAAGCGAUAAGCGACAUCUAAAGAACGGUACACAUCAUCCGAUGCCACCUCCAAUAACUAUCACGGAAACAUAUGAGCUACAAACGGGCUCAAAGCUUCUGUGGAGUCAGAUCCGUGCUAUGUUCUGCAAGAAGUAUCUCAGCUUUAUCCGUUCGUGGAAGAUAUCCACCCUCCAGAUACUACUGCCAAUGAUGUUUGUCCUGCUCGUUAUCGCCAUUGUACGAUUCUUUCCCAACAAUGUUGUUCUGCCACCAUUGGAAAUUACACUCACAAGCUACGAUCGUACCAGUACCGUCCUGUCGACAAGCGUUCGAAAUGCACCGAUCGUUGCCGCGUAUGAAGAAACGAUUAAGCAUUCUUCGGGCUCUGGACAUCAUACACUCACCGUGACGGAGCGCAAUUUCACUGAAUUUAUAUUGCAAAAGUCAACGGAAAAUAUUCGAACGGUGGAUAAUACGUUCAUGAUUGGAGCGUCCUUAGAUGUGAUAAAUCGUAACUUCACUGCUUGGUUCAAUAACAAAGCGUACCACACGGCUCCGCUGUCGCUUAGCGUGCUCUACAAUGCACUUGCACGGACCAUCUGCACCAACUGCAGCAUCACUGUGACGAACAAACCACUUCCAUACAGCAGUCAUGUUCGAUUCCUGCGUACCCAGUCUGGAAGUAAUCUAGGUUUCCAGCUUGCCUUUAACACCGGUUUUGCGAUGGCCUUCGUCGGUGCCCUCUACAUCCUUUACUACGUACGUGAACGCGCAUCCGGGUCGAAGCUUUUGCAGUUUGUAAGCGGCGUGAAUGCGAUCACGUUUUGGGGUAUUUCCUUUCUAUGGGAUUUUGGUGUGUACUGCGUGGCGAUGGCAUUAUACAUCGGUACGUUGGCUGCCUUCGGUGAGGAAGGUUGGUCCACACCGGAGGAGCUUGGUCGUGUUGUGAUUGUGUUCGUUUGCUUCGGACUGGCGGUCAUUCCGUUCACGUACCUCGGUGCGUACUGUUUCGAUGUGCCGUCGACCGGUUUCAUCAAGAUGCUGAUCUUCAAUAUCUUCACCGGGACGGUCAUGUUUACGGCGGUGUUUCUGCUGAAGGUGAAGGACUUUGAUCUGCGCCACGUGGCAGAAACAAUGGAGUGGAUUUAUAUGGUGUUUCCACUGUUUGCGCUCAGCCACAGCUUGAACAAUAUCAACGUGAUGGAAACGACGAGACAGAUCUGCGAUGCGUACUGCGAUGCGAUGCCGUUCUGUACCCCUCAGUUGGCCUGCAAAUUUAAUGAACUAUGCUGCGAUGUGGAAAUAUUUUCAUUCAAUCCGCGAGGAAUCAAUCGAAAUCUGACUUACCUGAUAGGUGUUUCGGUACUUUCGUUUGUGGUUUUGCUACUUAAAGAGUACCGUGCUUUCGCCGGGAUAAAUCUCUCCACAUGCAUGCCCGAUCAGUGGCAAUGUUCCAAUAGACAUCGUAAGACAGCGAUCACAACUGAAGAAAUGGAAUCCAUUGCAAUCGGUGAAGAUUCAGACGUUGCUGACGAGCGUACCAGAGUGGAUCGUUUGUAUGAAGAACGGGAGCAUCAAUCGCCUACAGGGCGGGCUUUGUUAAUGUUGCGCGAUCUCACGAAACGUUACAGCAGUGCUAAACCACCCGCAGUCGAUCGGCUUACAUUUGCGGCCGGUGGACGGGAAUGUUUCGGACUGUUGGGUGUAAACGGCGCCGGUAAAACGUCCACCUUCCGGAUGCUAACUGGCGAUCGACGCAUUACCGCCGGUGAUGCAUGGGUCGUUGGAUACAGUUUGCGUACGCAAUUACCCGCUGUUUACCGGAAGAUCGGUUACUGUCCACAAUUUGACGCUCUGCUCGAAGAUCUGACUGGUCGGGAAACGUUGCGUAUCUUUGCCCGUUUGCGUGGCAUACCGGAACAGUCAAUUGACUCGAUCGCGGACAGGCUUGCGGUGGAACUACACUUUGCUGCCCAUCUGGACAAGCGCGUGCAGGCGUACAGUGGAGGAACGCGAAGGAAGCUAAGUACCGCACUGGCGCUGCUUGGCGAUCCAGCUAUAGUGUAUCUGGACGAACCAACCACAGGAAUGGAUCCGGGUGCGAAGCGUCAUUUCUGGAACGUGAUGUGUCGGGUACGGUCGGAAGGUAGAACCGCCCUAGUGCUAACGUCACACAGUAUGGAGGAGUGCGAAGCUCUUUGCUCACGGCUGGCAAUCAUGGUGAACGGGGAGUUCCGCUGUAUAGGGUCGGCUCAGCAUCUGAAAAAUAAAUUCUCCCACGGCUACUUUCUCACCAUGAAGCUUAAAUGGACCGGCGAUGGAUCGCGCACAGAAGCCGAAAGGAACAAGCAAGCGAUCAAAUCGUUUAUGCAGCAAACCUUCGCAGUCGGCUCUGCUCGAGAUGGUGGUGGCAGUGGAGCCAUCCUCAAGGAAGAAUAUCACAACUACCUCACCUAUCACAUCCGGGACACCGGGCAUCGCUGGUCGGAGAUGUUUGGCGUGCUUGAAGCGGCGCGGGAACAGCUGCAGCUUGAAGACUACGCCCUCGGGCAAACGUCACUCGAACAAGUGUUCCUUACACUAACCGCUAAUCAGCGCAUCAGCAACGAAUCAUAGUUGAAUCUCAAUCAGGACGCGUAGCCUCAAACUGCUGCUGCUUUCUCAAUUAAUUCUAUUAUUCUGGCAUCCGGGCCGGAACAGAGUGACAAUAUACAGCAACGGAACGAAUUAGAUGCCUUCUCUUACACCAUUUCUAGUCUAAUUUUCUCUUCUUUCCACAACCCGAUGGUGAUCUUUGGUGCACGUAAUUUAGCUCGAAUAAAUAGAUUGUAAUAAUGGGUAGACCGCAUGUGAUCACAACUUAAUUACCGAGUAGUAUUGUCGCUUCAGGAAGCAGACGCUAAUAAAGUUGUUGUGUUUGGACGAAAAGUUAA